Homalodisca vitripennis (glassy-winged sharpshooter) is the source of this 5251-nucleotide messenger RNA. Its product is annotated as transmembrane protein 267. The coding region runs from base 426 to 1028 and encodes 200 amino acids. The record is from RefSeq and is a predicted model, not a curated record. The transcript is spliced from 2 exons. Lineage: Eukaryota; Metazoa; Arthropoda; Insecta; Hemiptera; Cicadellidae.
GCAUAAAUAAACGUCAAAAGUCAAGGUAAAUACUUAAAUACACUGUGCGUGUGUACUCCUUACUAAACUUAUGAGUUUGGUCUAGUUAGACAACACUCUGUUGUUAAGACUGAUUACAAAUGCUACACUAUCCUUAAUGUAUCCAUAUGGUCACUGUUCUAAGUUCUAACAAUUUGAUUUGUCUGUUCAAUGUCCAUUCCAAUCCAAUCCUAUUCUGGAAGUGGAAUGAAAUUGUGAGCAAAUAGUGAGACAAAGAUGUACUGUAGGUUGGAUAGUCUUGUUUGUCAAGAUCGUCAUUAUUACCUGUAUUCAAGUAUCGGAGAUAGUUAAAAGGUUAACUUUAUAUUGACUGGUCUAUUGUCAACUAUAUAUACUUACUGUGUAUGUAAUUUAUUUCAAAUUUUUCUUACGAAACUAACGAAAUUAUGUUCUUUUUAAUUACAAUAUUUUUAGCAUCUAUAUGCCUUGUAUCUGAUAGUGUCCUGAGUGUUACGAAUAAUAUUGUGAUAAAAGCCUUAGUUGACAGUAGCACACAUGGUGUAGCUGCUGUCCUUUCAUGGUUAAUAGUUGUUUUAAAAUGUCAUAACAAAUCCACAAUGAUAAUAAACUCAGUAUUUGAAUUGUUUUUAUGUGGACUAAUGGCAUCUGCAAUUGAUAUCGACCACUUCAUUAUGGCAAAAUCCUUCAAAUUAAAGAAUGCUAUGAGUCUUGGAAAGAAGAGGCCAAUAUUUCACUGCACUACCUUGCCAAUCGUUAUCCUUCUAUUGCUACUCUCUGCAAGCUGGAUGUGGGAUUCUCCUAAAAUGUGGCGGUUUGGCUGGAUAACUUGGAUUUCCUUUUUCUCUCACCAUAUCAGAGAUGGCUUCAGAAGAGGAAUUUGGCUUUGGCCUCUUGGUUCUUCACCGCCAGUACCAUAUUAUGUUUACAUUCUGAUAACUUUAGCACUUCCUUAUUUAGUAAUGGUUCCAUUGAAAGGACAUAAUAAAAUAAGCUUACAACUUUCUAGUACAGGUUAUGUUACUGUAUGAUGGCAACUUAAGAAACAAAUAAUAAACAAAGUAUAAGCUUUUUAAAAGUUUUGAAUGUUGAAUGAAUAUCAGAUUUUGAUAUAUUUACCUGUAUAUCAAAUUAUUUUAUAAGUAAGAAUACUAUUUCCAAAAAUAUUUACUUAAUUAGUAUUCAGGUCUAUUAUUUCUUUUAAAAUUUCUUUAUGUUUAUAUUAAACCUUUUAGUGCCAGAAAUUGCUGUAAGCAGUGGUUCAUACUAGUGCAAAAAUUGCAGAGACGUUGACAUCAAUACUAUGUAUUUGUUUUAGCACCUUUUCCAUCUUUACUUUUCAAUGUUCUGGCUAAUAUAGCUAUAAUCCAAAUUUUUCAGUCUUGAGUUUUCACUCUUUCCCUACCUCUAUCUCAGUUUUGCCAAUGCAUUUUUAUGACAUUUGUUUUGUUUUUGGCUGGUAUCCGCUGAUUUUUCAGUUAUUACAAUUGGUGAAUUGUCCCGGUAUGAUUAAAGCGUCAUUAUUAUUUUGUUAGUUAAUAUUUGGUUUUUACACACAAAAAAUACAAUGAGUGAUAAACAAUUUGUUCAGAAGAUUACAAAAUAAAUAUGGAGUGUUUGUCUUAUUUUUAUUUUCAUUUACAGUUAGGCCGGUCAUUUACUUUAGCUGGAGGAUGAUCCAUAAAGUACUGAUUUCCAUAGAUCCAGCAGUGUUUAGAAUAUAAGUAAAUCAGUUAUGACUUAAGAAAAAAUAUGUAACAUUAGAAUUUCAGCAUAUAUGUGCAAUUUAUAAAAUAUUCUGUGAAUCUCUGCACAAAGGCAGGAAUCAGCUUGUCACCCAGUAAAAUUCUGACUGCCACUUCUACGGCAGAAAAUAUCUUUCUUGAAUGUAUAAUACAUAUUAAUUAACGUAAUGUGUAUCAAGCCUUGUUUAUUCUUUAUUGUUUACAACAUAAUGAAAACUUAUACAAGAUUCGUUAAAAAAAGGUUAUGAAUGGUGCAGCAAAAUGAUCUCUAAAUUACAUUUUCCAAUGGUAAGUUACUGUACUUUUUACACAGGAAUUGAUAAAACGGCAUGGCACUAAAAGAGUUGAUAUUUUUGUUAACUAAAACCAUUAAUAAUUUCAUUAUUUUUGACUAUACAGAAAUCAUUCCUCCAAGAAAUUACAUAAAACACAACUUAAGUUAUAUAAUUAUUUAUUGUUGAUAUUACAAUGUUUUCCUCAACUAUUAAAUCAAUUGAUAAAAUAGAUGAUUUUGACUUUGUACUUCAUGUGGAUAUUAACUUAGCUAUUUUAAACAUUUUAAGAAAUUCUAUCAUAAUUUACACUUGCACUUAGCUGUAGCAUUUUGCAUUACAUUUUGAUAUCUACCAUAUUUCAAGAUAAAAGCACCUCUAAUUUUUACUCAAAUCCUAUAUAAAUAGUUCACAGAAUUUGUUGAGAAUUUUUAACCAACCACAAGCAAUGUAAAUAGAUUUGAUUCUUACAAAGGACAAGUUCUGUAUUGAAAGUAGUGAUGAGCUUAUGUUUUGUGUAGACUGUUCCUGCUCACUUGUGUCACCUGUGAUGUAAACCUUAGAUUCACAGUGCUUCCGCCCUCAUAGGCUACACACUGAUUACAAUAAAAAGUUUGUGUUAGAAGCGAGUUUUUGCCUUGUUUGAAAUUAUAACGUGAUAUUUCAUGUUUUAUUAAGUAUUUUGAGAACUCUAUUAUUACUUAAAUUUGUUAAUAAUAAAUUAACAAAAAUAAAAUAAUAUUUCAAACAUUAAAUGAGGGGUUUGAAAGAACUAUUUUUGAAAGGUUAUUGAAAUUUUAUGUAUAAACUAUUUAAGUUAAAUGUUAUUUUUUUAUUGUCAACAACUUAUUUCCUAAAAUAUUGUUUCCUCACAAUUUAUUAUUUUUUAUGUUUAAAAUAUUAAUUUUUUAAAUAAAAAUAGUGACAAGGGAUAGGCUUCUUAAUGAUUGACCUUUCAAUAAAUACACACCAACCAAAAAUACACAAAGAACAAAAACUCACUAUAUGGAGUUCUUUCAUCAAUAAUUAAAACCACCCACAAGCUUGUUAUAGAAAAAAACCAUAUUGAAGUUUUCUUUCUUUGUAUUACUAUGUCAUUCACUGUUUAAAAUGAGUAUAAGUAAGUUAGUUAAAACUGAAUUAUGAAGUGACAAUUGUUAAUUUAUAAUUUUACCAUAUUUUAAAGAUAAAAAAUGCAUUACCUCUUAGAGGGUAUAUAUUAUUUUGUUACAAAUACUAACAUAAUUUUAGAUAUUAUCCUGAAGAUGUAGAACAAAUUGGUACAGUAAAACCCUGAUUAUCAGAAUUUUGAUUAUAGCAAACAUAGGUUAUCAGAAACUACUUAAGAAGUAGUGAAAACAGUUCCAGUAACCUUGAAUUGAGAAGCUACAGAAAGGACAAAUAAUAUUGGCAAGCGGCAACCCCAAUAUUAUAUUGACAGCAAAGUAUUUAUUGCAGAGGCUGUCAAUGGAGGACAGCACAGAACGCCAUAGUCACCAUUCCUUCAUCCUCCCCACUCUGCCACCACAAUCCCUUCCAUAUCUUAUCUUGGAAUAUCAGUGGCGCACUCGCCAACCUUGCUGGCAGUACCAAAAUCUGUUGCUCAGUGCUUAUUUUGCUGUGGCAAGUUCUUUGUUGUUUACUCUGGCCUCUGAUUUUUCAAGAAUAAAUAAGUUGAUUGCAAAUAUUGUAAAAUAAUACAUUAAAGUUAUGAUUUGAGUAUAUCUACAAUGAGGUUCUUCAUAUUAAUAUAACUCUUAUUAUUGGAUAUUUUGGUUGUCUGAAACAUGUUCAGCCACAAUUAUUUCUGAUAAUCAAGGUUUUACUAUAACUCAAUAUUAACUUAUCUAUACUAAUAUAAACAUCUAAUGAUGUCUGAGUGGAUGCUACUCAACACGUAAAAACUACUGGACCGAUUGGACUGAAAUUUAUAUAUGGACAUUAUUAGGGUCCCUGGUUAACAAAUAGCCCUAUUCCUAUUUUGAAAAUCCUUGAGCACUUCACUACCCAGUAUAUUAAUUUAUGGACUUGGCUUAAUUACCAGAUAGUAAAUGUGUUUUUAAUCACAUGUCAAAGGUGUCAAUUUAUACACAUUUAAACAGGUGAUAGUAAAUGUUUCAUAUAAUUAUCUGUCAAGGUCAGUUACACUUUACAAAUGCCAUAUAUGUGCAGAAGUUUUACUUUGUCUGGAUUUGUUUUUAUUGAAUUUUAAUCAAAUGCAAUAUAAUGCCAACAUUUAAAACAUCAAAUGAAAAGCUAUUCUAUCAUAUCUAAAAUUUAUUACACCAUUAGUGUGCUAACGGGAAAGCUAAGGACUUCAACUUUAGUCUCCCUUUAGACAGGAUUUCUCCAUACUGGCUGAAAAUAGUUCAAUUGUUACUGAAAUCAUUGCAGCUAUUCAAUAAAAUAUUAAAUAUUGGAGAGAAAUUUCAUGGGUACCUAUAAAAAAUUAUUGAAUUCUUUUAUCUAGUUUAAAAAAUUAUAUUGAAGACUGAAUAUUUAAUUACUAUUUGAUUGUACGAUGUCAACAGAAGAAAAACUAAUCACCAUGGCAUACAAUUUAUAGUUCUACAAAAUGUUCCUCAAAUUUUUCCCAUGUAAUUCUAUCAUAUAAGUAGAUUUUUCAAUAUCUGUACCACUUUGGUUUGAAUAUGAUCCAGAUAGAAAAUUUAUGCUUGCUAUUAUAGUGCUUACACUAGAUUAGGUAAAUUAGAUUUACAUGUACAACUUUUCAAUCAUACUUUUAAUGAUAAUCUUUCCUCCAUAUUACGACAAUAAAACAUGCAUUUAUAUUAUUUUAACAUUAAAUAAAUAAAGGUUUUAUUUCAGACUGAAUAUAAUUUCAAUAACUAAUGAUAAUGUUAUUGAUUUUUUGUGAAGUUUAAAUACAAGACAUGUAAUUUUGAUGAGAUUUAGUAAAUGUUAUUUCAAAUGUGAAUAUUUUAUGUUUCACAUUUGCACUUGUGCAACAGUGCCCAAUUUAUUAGUAAUACAUUUAUUAAAUAUCUCUUGAAAAUGUUAUUUUUCUGUAAAGGCUUGCCAUAGACUUAAUACAUAUAUUUCUUUUUUAUAUGACUUAUUUAAGAUAGUAAUAACUCUAGUGUUACUGUAUACUACUUUGAAGUGAAUUUAUUUAUUAUUAGAUACACAUGCAAUUUGUGUUUCUGCUGUGAUAUUUUAGACUGUUGCAAUUUGUAUUUAUUGAUAAUCAAUAAUAAAAGUGCAUUAUCAGUAUAA